AUGGGUGAAAAGGCGGUGUGGGAUAAUGCCACUUUGAAGCACUUCAUUGAUAUCUGCAAGGAGGAGCUUACUCUUGGGAAUAGACCAAAUGGUUGUUUCACUAGAACUGGUUGGAAGAACCUUGAGGAUAAACUUCUUGCAAGAGCCGGGUUGAAACUAGUGAGGUCACAAUUGAAGAACAAAUUGGACAACAUGAAAAAAGAUUACACCGUGUUCAUAGAACUGAAAAAUGCUGCCACUGGGCUUGGAUGGGAUGACGCGAAUCAAACUGUUGAGUGCUCUAGCACGUGGUGGGAUGAACAUCUUGCGCGAUGCAACAACCCAGAGAGAGGUAUCAAGUGUGUCCAUGUCAAGUUUCGAAAGAGGGGGCCGAAGUAUCUUGAUGAUUUACAUCUGCUGUUUGAGAAGGUGCAUGUCACCGGUGCUUCCGCAUCAUGUCCGGGAGAUAUUCCUUCAAGUGACUCGAGUGAUGAGGAACCAGUGGAGAUUACUCCUGUAACAUUCCAUAUGGAUGCGAAUAUGGAAGAGCUGGCUAGAAAAGGGCAGCAGUCUCUUCUUUCACUAAAUGAGUUAUCUCAACAUGCUGCGAUUCUUGGAAAUCUGGCUGAUCUUUACAAUGACCGUCAGUUGCGUGAUAAGGAGUUUGAGAGGUGUGACGUAGAUGAGGAGUAUAUGCCACGAGCAUCAAAUGUUGAGGAACAAACUCAAGAUGAUGGUCGUGAGAUAGAGGGAGAGAAUGAAGUUACUAUGAACACAAUUCGUGAUAGGAUAGCUGCUUCAAUAGAAAAUGCAAGGGGAAUAUGA
Molecule: messenger RNA, 804 nt
Organism: Panicum hallii
Lineage: Eukaryota; Viridiplantae; Streptophyta; Magnoliopsida; Poales; Poaceae
Product: L10-interacting MYB domain-containing protein-like
Exons: 4
Coding region: 1-804 (267 amino acids)
Source: RefSeq, a predicted model, not a curated record